GUCCUUACCUUUACCGCGUUCACCUGCUUGAUUGUCAUUCUCCCGUCCUCCUCUCUCCAUUUUUUCUGUUUUUGAUCCAUCUUUGUGUUUUUGAGCCUUACCACCGAACAAAAGUGUAUUAAGUUCUGAAUGUUACUCAAGCAUGGCUACCUUUGCACCCAACGCCGCUGCAACUGUGAACCCCACCAAUAAUAAUAAUAACAGCAACAACAUCAAUAACAACAACUCGAGCUUGCGAGGUCAAACCCGACCCAUGGUCAUCACCUCGGCACAACAAUGUCUCCUCAACGGAGGCCGCAGGAAACAGGCCAAACCUCAGAGGAAAACUGUUGAAUUGGAAACCAUGGGCACUCCCACUCCCAGUCAAGUUGGCGAUGCCGUGGUCGAUUCCGGGGUGGACUCUGAGGUGUCACCAUCGAGCCCCGAGAGCAAUCACAACGAACGACUCAGCUCUGUGAUCAGUGACUCCAUCAUGGAGACAGCAGAGACCUUGUUGGCCUUGAAGUCCAGUGGCAAAACCACUACCUCCAAUUCCCCUUCCUCCUCCUCUUCCUCUUCUUCCUGCAUUGCCAUCCAUCCCGACCCUCUUCCUAUUACGGCCCUUCCCCUUUUACCCCUUCCCUCCUCUCAGAAUCCGCCCAUUCUAUCGUCCCACCCAAUUGUAGUUCCAUCCGCGAAAUGUGUUGUCGAUGAAGCUUCCAAGAUUCAAGAGUAUUUGAGACGCGGCGAUACGGCCGUUGUGUUCCCACAGCAUCCGGAUCCCAUUUCACAUCACGAAAAAGGAUCAGAAGACUCUCCCGAAUCAGAUUCCGUUGGAUAUGAAGAUGAGAGUCCAGAAUUUGCCCUGCUAUGCCCAAAGUGUUCUAAACCGUACCAUUCGAUCAACAGCCUGCGCGAUCAUCUUAGGGAUGAGCACAAGAUCGACCCAUCCGACCUGCCUGAUGUUUUGAUGGGCAUUUCCACGGUGGGGAAGGAGCCCAAUGACUCCGGUGACCUCGUGGACUGUAAGGUGUGUCAAAAGCAAUUUGCCAAUGUCUACCGCCUCCAAAGGCACAUGAUUUCUCAUGACGAGUCGGUGGGCUUGAGACGAUUCAAGUGCAAUGACUGCGGAAAGGCUUUCAAAUUCAAACACCAUCUAAAGGAGCACGUUCGGAUUCACACCGGAGACAAGCCGUUUGAGUGCAAGCAUUGCGGCAAGAGGUUUUCCCAUUCUGGCUCGUAUUCUUCUCACAUGACCUCCAAGAAAUGCCAAAGCAACAAGGCCAAAAGCAACCACCACUUGGGUAGCCAAGAUCACUCGCUAAACGACAUGGACUGUCAAAGUGGCGGACCAGUUUCUUCAGCCAAGGACCUACAGCUCCAAACUGAAGCUUUGGUCUCAUCCCUUACCACACCUUUGGCCUUAUCAACGAGUGUGAAUACCAUGACAACCGCCUCGGUGUCUUCCGUGUCUCCGUCUACUUCGACAACCUCGAAUACCUCGUCCUCAACUGUCAUUCAAUUGCCCACAGAGCCAGCGCCAAUGCUGGCCACGGCAACGGCUUUCAAUCCUCUCUUCCUGAACCCAUUCAUGUUAACCUCACAUUUGGCCAAGCCGGAGUUGAUGAACCCAAUAAAGGCCUUAAUACCUGAUCUCUCACUGAUUUCCCCCUUGAACUCCUUGAGCAAGCCACAUAUUGCGGACACUCUGGCCAACAUGUUUGGGAAAGAGGAGCUUGACAAUCUGAGGCGAAUGUUGGAGACAGUGAACGCCACCGUGACCAGGUCUCUGUUGGAAGACAAUCUCAAGAAAUGGAGCCAAGAGAUUCUGACCAAUAAUGCCAUCCUGGACCAACUAUCCAAAGCCCAGCCCAUUCCACCCGAGUCCACGAAUGGAGACUCAGAUUAUCCAAUGAGUGAUGGGGAGGACGAUGGUACCGAGGACUCUGCCAACAAGCGGUCUCGAGUCCGCACUCAAAUAUCGGACGAACAAGCUUCCAUCCUCAGAGGUUGCUACAUGAUCAAUCCCAAGCCUAAAAGAGAAGAGCUGCAGCAGAUCGCCGAACGAAUUGGACACCCCUUCAAAGUGGUGAAGGUGUGGUUCCAAAACACGCGAGCCCGAGAUCGACGAGAGGGUCGCACCUCUUCCACUCCCUCCAAGCCCAUCACGCCCUUUGACGUUACUCUGAACAAUCUCCCCAUCUCACUGAAAAACCUGAGCCCGCUUCCGCCUAAUGUGGUUUUCAGCAAAUUUCCCACCCCUCCAGCGAGCAUGACCGAGUUCCAGCCCAGUCCAACCGCUAGCCCACGUCCGCCCAAGGCCGAAACGCCAUUGGACCUCUCGACCAAGCGGUCCACGCCCUGCGAGACACCGCCCCCGCUUGUCAUUAAUUCUGAUCCUGAAGAUUCGGAGGACGAGGAGAUUGAUGAUGAGGAAGAAGGUGAGGAAGACGACCACGAGAAGAUGGAGAGUGACGAGUCGGAUGAGGAGGACUUGACCAGCAAUACUCAAAAUGGCGAUAGGGUCACCUCCGGGCCGCCUCAAACCCAAGACUUGCUAAACAAUGCCAAGAAGCAGUUCGAGAAAAUGAUCCAAGACAAGUUAGUAAGUCUGAGCCCCAGUGCAGCCGCCUCCAUUGUUUUGCCCACCAAACCCGUGGAGAUUCUCCCCACCAAACCCCUACCAGAUGAGAACCUAGUCCCCGUCAAUGGGAUCUACUCGUGUGACCAAUGCGACAAGACAUUCACCAAGAAGAGCUCCAUCACUCGGCACAAAUAUGAGCAUUCUGACCAACGUCCCCACAAAUGUAUGGAUUGCGACAAGGCUUUCAAGCACAAGCAUCAUCUGACUGAGCACAAGCGGUUGCACUCGGGUGAGAAGCCGUUCCAAUGCCCGAAAUGUCUGAAGCGAUUCUCGCACUCCGGAUCUUACAGUCAGCACAUCAACCAUCGGUUCUCGUACUGCAAACCAAUCAAGGAUGCAAACUGAAACAACUUCCUCCAAGUCCAACACAAAAACAAACUCAUACGCCACUGCAACAAUCAUGAUGAUAGAUGAUAGUCUCCUGAAAAAAAUUAUUCAGUCAGGAGAAAACGAAGAAAAAAAUACUCGAAAAGUGACUUAUUUCAUUUACGUACUAGUCGACGCAAUGAAUAUCUGAGAUUCGCUAUGGUUCCCACAACGACUUGUUCAAAAGAAACGCAAAGAAAUUACUACCUACCCAAAACCUUCUUGAAAGAAGCAAAAAACUGCAAGUCAACAAAAUAUUAUUUUAGAGUUGAUGUAAACGGAAAAUACUCCAUCCAAUCAAAUCUUAGUCCGAAACCAAAAGACAGACUCAACGAAACGAUGAUACGAUUACUAUGAACACUGAACGCUAUUGCUAUCAUAUUCAUUAUUACUUUUAUGAUUAUUAUUGCCAUUAUUACCACAUUCCGAGCACUGUUUAGUGUACAAAAAAAAUAGUGCCGGGGAUUCAUUCCUCUUUUUGCAAACGUAGAAUGAUCCGAUGGUCACUUUUAUUAUCUUAUCAUUUUUCUAUUCCCUAUGAUUCUUUUCUGUCAGUCAUUCGGAUCUUUUUGAACUCACUUUCGUAUAACUUCCACUGUGAAUAGAUUGUUUCCGUCUUGGUCUCACUGUAAAUAGCUGAGAAACUUUUUAUUUUUUCACUUUUCGCUCAACCAGAUGCAAAACAUGACCGCAUGUUCGGUCAUUCCAGGCCAAUUCGAAGUAACAGGAAGACAAAAGAGAUUAUCGUGAAAAUCUACAUAUGCCAAAAUGAUUGUGUACCUAUGAAGCUUGCGCAGAUGCCAAAGUCCAUAAUUUGUAGGCUCUUUUUUCAACGCCAUCCAUAACCAUUGAGUUUUGAUCAUGUUGUUUCCUCUCAAUUUAUCUUUUCCGAACUUUCUCACUUCUCUUUCCGCUUUAAUACUACUAGUCGCUGCUUAAAUUAAUUCUCAUAUAUAGUCAUUUAUUAUGAUCAUUUCUUAUAUCGUCCAGAAAUUUGUUCCAUUCAUCUAGUCCACCAACGGAAAUCGAAGGAGGCGUUCCUGUGAGACGGCCCUGCCCCCAAAUUCCUUGAAACGAACCAAAGCAAUACUAGGUAUCUUAUCAUAACUUCCAAAGUACUCGUUAUUAUGCCAUGAUCACGCCACAAUUGAAUCAAAAAGUGCCAUAAAACCGAGUUUAAUCCGAAUUCCACUAGUUUCUAUUAAUACAUUUGUCAAUUAUGCCCUCACCAGACAUUCCCACCAAACUGAUGAAUACGAGAUGCAAAUGACCUCCAUUGUGUUUCUUUCUUUAUUUCCGACUUUCUGUUCACUUAUCUAUUGUAUAUAUUGUUAUCAUUUUGAAGUUAGCAUUUCAAUGCUUCUUUCCAAGUUGAAUUCCGCGGCCAAAUCCAAUGAGGAACUUUCGAAUUUUGUCAACCAGUCGGUAGCGAGUCAACAAGCUUUAAGGAACCUUUGGCGUUCCAAAACACUUCGUCACGUUCCAUUCAACACUUUUGGUUGGAAAAGCUACUUUCAUGCUACAACCUUCCUGAUAUGCUCUCUUCUCAAAAUCUUAUACUUCAAUCUACAAACUAAAAUGCAAAUACCAUGUACCACGCUACUUCAACAGGCAUGACAACAAUUAAACAAAGUAUUGAAAACAAUCGAUAUAAUUUACUACAACUGCUACUAUUAUUACUCUUGCUCUUACUUAUCCUGUUUCAUAUUUUCAAGAUCGCUACAAAGAGUUCGAAAUAAACAAUGUGAACAAAUAACA
Tigriopus californicus is the source of this 4747-nucleotide messenger RNA. RefSeq names its product zinc finger E-box-binding homeobox protein zag-1-like. Gene Ontology annotation, molecular function: RNA polymerase II cis-regulatory region sequence-specific DNA binding; DNA-binding transcription factor activity, RNA polymerase II-specific. NCBI's taxonomy places the organism in Eukaryota, Metazoa, Arthropoda, Copepoda, Harpacticoida, Harpacticidae. Bases 143 to 2968 code for a protein of 941 amino acids. The record is from RefSeq and is a predicted model, not a curated record. Gene Ontology annotation, biological process: anatomical structure development; regulation of transcription by RNA polymerase II. The transcript has 6 exons.